Molecule: messenger RNA, 4492 nt
Organism: Hyposmocoma kahamanoa
Lineage: Eukaryota; Metazoa; Arthropoda; Insecta; Lepidoptera; Cosmopterigidae
Gene: GTPBP1
Product: GTP-binding protein 1
Exons: 14
Coding region: 195-2075 (626 amino acids)
Biological process (GO): translational elongation
Molecular function (GO): translation elongation factor activity; GTPase activity; GTP binding
Source: RefSeq, a predicted model, not a curated record
GACUCCGAGCGGCUGAGUUGUCAAAAAGUUGGCAUUUGUUCCAUCUGUUAUUUAGCGAAAUCUAUUUUCAUUAGUAGUACGACGAUAGUUUUAACGCAAAGUGGUUGUAAGCGCUGUGUGGUGUAAGGAGCGAGUUAUGUGGUGACAUAAUGGUGUAAUACUUCGGUAAUUUUACACGACCUACGCUAUCGACUAUGAUGGAUGAGAUCACGGAUUCGCCCGUGAAGAGCCCGAUGGAGGCGGGAGAGGCUUUUGGAGAUAGUGAAACAGAUUAUUCUAGUAUCAGAGGGAAGACAAUUUUAGUAAGCCCCACAACAGAUGAAUAUGAUUUACUACGCAAACACCUACUGGAAAGACUGGAAGCUGGCAACGGAGAAAUAAUCUAUGACAUUGGACAUGGGGAAGACGGGCGAGGGCUAACAGAAGAUGAGUACAAUGCCUCCGUGGCGACACUGCAAUCACUGGUGAGCGAGCGAGUGUCUUGCGUCGAGCUACGACGAUGGGAUUGCGGCUCGGGACUCUGCGGGCAGUACCUGCUGCGCACGCAGUUGGAUCACACCGACUUCAUGGAGAUCAGAGUGGCGGUAGUAGGCAACGUGGACGCGGGCAAGUCAACACUGUUGGGAGUACUGACUCACGGCGAGCUUGACAAUGGAAGAGGGUAUGCGAGGCAAAGGCUCUUCAGGCACAAGCACGAGAUGGAAAGCGGGCGAACUAGUUCAGUUGGAAAUGAUAUACUGGGCUUCGAUAGCAUGGGUAAUGUUGUAAACAAGCCGGAUCACGGCACUCUGGACUGGGUGAAGAUCUGCGAGAAGUCGUCAAAGGUGAUCACGUUCAUUGACCUGGCAGGCCAUGAGCGAUACCUCAAAACUACCGUCUUCGGCAUGACAGGACACGCGCCAGAUUUCGGCAUGCUCAUGAUCGGCGCGAACGCAGGCAUCGUGGGCAUGACGAAGGAGCACCUGGGACUGGCGCUGGCGCUGUCCGUGCCCGUGUUCGUCGUAAUCACCAAGAUCGACAUGUGCCCACCCAACGUGCUGCAAGACAAUCUGAAGUUAGUGAUCAGGAUCCUAAAGUCUUCCGGCUGCCGCAAGGUGCCCGUCAUGGUGAAGACGAAAGAUGACGUCAUAGUGAGCGCUACCAACUUCGUAUCGCAAAGGUUAUGCCCAAUUUUCCAAGUGUCAAACGUGACCGGUGAGAACUUGGAGCUGCUAACAAUGUUCCUGAACCUGCUGAAGACACGAAUGCCCUCUCAAGAUGACAAGCCUGCUGAGUUCCAGAUAGACGACACUUACUCAGUACCCGGCGUGGGCACGGUGGUGUCAGGCACGACCUUGGCCGGUGUGAUCCGCCUGAAUGACACGCUGCUGCUGGGCCCCGACCCCCUGGGCCGCUUCCAGCCCAUCACCGUCAAGAGCAUCCACCGCAAGCGCAUGGCAGUGUCCGAGGUCCGCGGCGGACAGACCGCCAGUUUCGCACUCAAGAAGAUAAAGCGAUCAGCAAUCCGCAAAGGCAUGGUGAUGGUCUCCCCGGCACUGAACCCUCAAGCUUGCUGGCAGUUCGAAGGCGAAAUCCUCGUCCUGCACCACCCUACCACCAUCUCUUCACGUUACCAGGCAAUGGUGCACUGCGGCAGCAUCCGACAGACGGCAUCGAUCCUGUCCAUGUCCCUGGAUUGCCUGCGCACCGGCGACAAGGCGCGCGUGCGCUUCCGAUUCAUCAAGCACCCUGAGUACCUCAAGCGCGGUCAGCGAAUGGUAUUCCGCGAGGGUCGUACGAAAGCAGUAGGCAACGUCCUCCGACCAGAGCCGGCCAGCGGUGCUCCGCGGAACAAACCGCCUACUCGGCACGCGCCGCGACACGAGCGCAACGAGAAAAGGAAUAAUGCGUCCACGCCCGAUGGUCCGCCCGCUAGCAACUCGCUCCAGAUUGAAGGCGAUGUAACGGCAUCCGACUCGCCAUUCGAAGUGUCCGGGGACAAGCGGGGCACCGGCGCGGGCGGCGGCGGGGGGCGGCGCCCGCGCAAGCGACACGACAAGCCGAACAGCGACCCGCCGGCGACUCAUCCUAAUUAAACGUUUACGAGUACAUACAACGCCGCGAUAGUUGUACUGAGUACUAUUUAGUACGAAGAACUUAACACGAAGGUGUUUUCUAAUAGUACGCCACUAUCUUCCUCUUAUCCGUUCAGUGUCGGGUGAUAUUUGGAUUUCAAAACAUCGCCUUGGUGAAUGAUUCGAAACGGCAAAACGGCCAUCAUAGCGAACCGGUUCUGUAAUUACAUUUUUUUACCACGAAAUGAAUUUAUUUUCCCGACAUUUUGAAACGGUUACACACUUCAUGGUCAUUAACUGUCAGUCCACCCGUGACAAUAGAGCGCGUAACCGGUGCGAAAUAUCGGAGAAAUAAAAAGAACUUAUAUCGUGGUAAGAAACCUGUUUUUUUUAAUAACGCACACAAUUAGUGAUAAUCAUUUAUUGAAUAACCGUGAAAGCUUCAAAAUCUAUAUCGUCUUGGGUGAUUCAACAAUUCAAUCUGUGUGUAUUCCACGUUUGGGCUUAAGUUUAUUGUAGUGGGGAAUUAUUUCUAAACUUUAAGGCUGGGGAAACAACGAAUCUACUCGCGUUCAUUAAUUUGCCGGAUUGUGACAAGUUUAGACAUAACUGGACGCAAAAAAAUGUUCUUCAUGUUACUCUUGAAGUAACACUAUAGCAGACGAUCUUUUUUGAAGACUGAGUAAAAUGAUAUUUGUAGUGUUGCCAGUUUUCAUAAAAUUUUAAAUAGUCAUGUAGUUGUUAUCGACAGUUUUAUCGAUAGACUGUGAAAGAAUGCCAGAAAUGUCUGAAUUGUGAAUGUUACGACGUACUAACGAUAUUAAUUGCGUUACUGCCUUCUUCAUUCUUAUUUUGACAGCCGGCCUACUAGUGUCUAAAUAUAUUUUUAUUCAUACACCACUAGAAUUGAAAUGAAAAUCUUUAAAAUAUGUCUCGUCUUUGUAUUUUUAAUAGACAUAGUUCUAAGUGCAGUAUAAGCAUGUAAGAACUUACAAAAAUUUAAUAUUUCUAAUGAACCUAUGCCCAGCAGUUGGACGCCUAAUAAGCCGUUGGUGAUUGAAAUUAAACAAAUUCGACUAUUUAUUGUAUGCGUAACCAACAUUCAGUCGAUAGUCGACAGAAUGUUUAUCGAUUGCAAUCACUAGCUGCUUGUAAGCUGGCAACACUUUUGCACAAUGAACUAUCAUUUUACGCCAUCUUCAAAAAAGACAGAUUCUAACAAAAAAAAACUAGUUAAAGUAAUAUUAACGAUUACACAAUUUAAUCGGUAUUCUCGGUGGUGGAAGCUUCAACACCGCAUCACCAGUCAGCCCGUGACCACGGCCAGUAAAACCUGGCCAAUAUGUUGUGAUAAUAGGUAGGUGUGAGAAUACCUAUUAAAUAGUUUAAUCGCGUUUAUUCCCGCUUUCAAAUGUUAUAAUGCAAUACGAAAGUUCAAAUGUGUAUAAAGUAACAUUAAAAGCGGUCCCGAAGCCCGAUAAGGGCCACCUCGUCGUCCAAGAUACUAAAGUAAUUAGUUCCAACAGCUUAACAAGUUAAGAAAGAAUAUCCCUAAUACUUCUUAUGUCUUUUGGUCUCUAAAUAUUGCGGCUUAACUAAAACUAAAUUUUCAUGUAUCAAGUUACUAACGUUCAGUAAUUUUUUUUAUUAAUUUUAGGCAAGCGUUUUAUCACAAUCCACUUGCUAUUAUUAGUGAAAUUUUGUGUAAAGGUGCCGACGGAUUUGCUCGAUUUUGUCCAAUCACACUAGUUGAUCGACAAAAAAAUCCGAUAUCGAUCGUCAAAUUAAUAUAUAAGUACUAAAAAAACCGACCUCAAAAGUCAUUCAUCCCUUGGUUUGCCACCCUUAGAGGUGGAAUAUUUUCUCCAAAUUUAAAUGAGAUCAUGCCCUUGCAAACUUGUCACCUUUUAGACAAAAGACAUAACUUUCAAUUUUGACUAAAAAAAUUGCAUUACAUAAUUCGAUUAAAAAUUCUAUACUAUGUGUUGUGUUGUAAGAGAUGACGUGUCCGUAUGUACAGUUUCCAGGUGUGCUAUUAGACACCAUGUCGCGGCUAGAUAGAGUCCACAGCACUAAAUGAAAGUACAAGAUACUUAUUACAUAGAAAUAACUACAACUGUACUUAUGAGUACAUCUGUAGGGCUCAUUAGAUUAAAAACAACAAUUCUAAUUAAUGAAGGCAACCGAAAGCUGCGCGGCCAUUUGUAGAAAGCGUCGCGAUCGGUAAAUGAAGCUCAUUAGAAAUAACCUCGGGAACACACAAAUUGCAAUUAGAAAUAAUAAUUUCAUCUGAUCCAUUUCUAGAUAUUUCCGAAUACAUAAAAGGACGUACACAUGUUUUAAACAUGCAGUCGUGUAUAUAAAGUUCGAAAAAAAGCGCGGUGGUGUCACCAAUAUGGUUCCAUAUUUUGAAUAUCUUGUAGCAAUAAUAAGGUUUA